This is a messenger RNA of Anoplophora glabripennis (Asian longhorned beetle), 2186 nucleotides long. RefSeq names its product serine proteinase stubble (gene mas). Gene Ontology annotation, molecular function: serine-type endopeptidase activity. The record is from RefSeq and is a predicted model, not a curated record. The transcript is spliced from 10 exons. NCBI's taxonomy places the organism in Eukaryota, Metazoa, Arthropoda, Insecta, Coleoptera, Cerambycidae. Bases 50 to 2173 code for a protein of 707 amino acids. Gene Ontology annotation, biological process: proteolysis.
UUUCAAUUGUGUAGUGUGUGCUUAGCUAAUUAUUCAACAAGUAGCUAUCAUGUGUAGGACCAGACAAAUCAUCCUCUUUAUAUUGUUUUUAGGAGUACAAGCACAAGAUGAUUCACUAGCUGGUAGUUUUCUGUCAGGUCUAUUGGAUACUAUAACAAGCACUGCAGACUCAAAAGAUUGUCCUGGUAUAUGUGUACAUACGUUUGCUACAAUUAUAUGCUAUGACGUGUUUGAUAACGUAACAUGCCCUUCACCGUCAAUGAGAUGUUGUGUAGAACCGCCGAAUGCUUCUAAUGACACAUCUGUAAAGGAUACUACGAAAAUGGAAAUAACGUCAACUACCCAGAAAAUACCAACUACUAUGGCGACUGUAUUAACCACAACUGUUUCGCAACCCACCUCCAAUCAGAUUGAGAAACAGACGAAUGUUCCAAUUACCAAUGAAUCAGUGGUCGAACGUGGAUGUAACAGCAGCCAAUAUCGAGGUGUAUGUGUUGCUGAGAAAAUAUCCGAUUAUUGUGAAGCCAUCGUUAACGUGGCAAACCUUUGUAAACCUGGUUUAAAAUGCUGUGUUUCUAGGAAUACAUUUGGUGACAAAAUACCUUCUAAUUUAGUGUAUCCAAAUAAAACUAAGAGUAAUUCCUCUUACAUCGAACAAAGGACGACUGUGAAUCCAUUCGAAAAAACCCACGUAAAGAAAACAACUCCUGCGCCUUCAACUUUAAAAAAAUGUGACGGCGAGUGUGUAGGAGAUUUCUUUGCUCUGUUUUGUGACAAUAUUGACACUGAAGCUGAAUGUCCAAAUGAGGGUAGUUGUUGCCUAAUCAGCCCGUCAAAUGAAGAAACAUCUCCAACUCCUACUUAUUCUGUUACAACAACCUCUAGACCAAUAAUUACACGUGAUCCAGGUCCUAUAUGCCCAGGAUUUUGUCUGUUAAAUAUAAUGGCAGCUUUUUGUGAAAGACCAUCAGUCCUUAUACCGCAUACAUCCAACUGUAAGAAGGGUUCAGUAUGUUGUGAUAACACAAGGGAUACAACGUCAAAGCCAAAACCACAACAUUUUCCGAAAACCACAACAACCACUGCAAAGCCAGAUCCACGACCAGAGUGUCCUGGUUCAUGCAUUGUAUCUUAUUUAAGUUUCACUUGUUUCAGAAAUGCGGAAAUGACGGAAAUAUUCAAAUGUAGAAAACCCGGUACAAAAUGUUGCGCUCCAAAAACACUUAUUAAAGAAACACUUGGACAAGGAGAUGUAUCUCAUAUCGAGGAAAGUACAAUGCCGUCAGUGGGCAUUUCAUACACAACUCCUACGACGGAAAUGUUGACAGCGACAUCAACCACGGAAAUGGUAAAACAUGCAUCGACUUCGAAGACACCGGUUUAUAGUAAAUAUGUAUGUGGAGUUAAAGGUACUUCCAGAACAAGUAGAAUUGUAGGUGGUGAGGACGGACAACAAGCAGAAUGGUGUUGGCAAGUUGCACUUAUUAAUUCUUUAAAUCAGUACUUAUGCGGUGCGGCACUUAUUGGAACUCAGUGGGUAUUAACAGCAGCACAUUGCGUUACAAAUUUCAGCAUCGUACGUUCCGGUGAUGCUAUUUACGUGAGAGUAGGCGAUCAUGACUUAACAAGAAAAUAUGGAAGCCCCGGAGCACAAACCUUGAGAGUUGCCACCACGUAUAUUCACCAUAAUCACAAUAGUCAAACGUUGGACAAUGAUAUUGCUCUUUUAAAGUUGCACGGCCAAGUUGAAUUAAAGGAAGGUGUAUGUCUUGUCUGUCUUCCAGCAAGAGGUGUUAGUCAUACUGCAGGGAAAAGGUGUACCGUUACAGGAUACGGUUACAUGGGAGAAACAGGCCCUAUACCGCUCAGAGUGCGAGAGGCCGAAAUACCAAUAGUUAGUGAUGCUGAAUGUAUUAGAAAAGUCAAUGCUGUGACCGAAAAGAUAUUUAUCUUACCGGCGAGCAGUUUUUGUGCUGGGGGUGAAGAAGGAAAUGAUGCUUGUCAGGGUGACGGUGGUGGACCGCUGGUGUGUCAAGAUGAUGGAUUUUACGAGUUGGCUGGGUUGGUUUCAUGGGGAUUCGGUUGCGGUCGUUUAGAUGUGCCAGGAGUUUAUGUUAAAGUUUCAUCUUUUAUCGGCUGGAUAAAUCAAAUAAUUAGUGUCAAUAAUUUAUAAUACACAAAAAUAC